Messenger RNA from Nicotiana attenuata, 2423 nucleotides. RefSeq names its product probable inactive purple acid phosphatase 2. Gene Ontology annotation, molecular function: acid phosphatase activity; metal ion binding. Bases 123 to 2081 code for a protein of 652 amino acids. The transcript is spliced from 2 exons. The record is from RefSeq and is a predicted model, not a curated record. Lineage: Eukaryota; Viridiplantae; Streptophyta; Magnoliopsida; Solanales; Solanaceae.
AAAAAAAAAAAAAAAAAAUUGUAUUGACACGUAACUCAAUUGGGCAAAAAAUCCCACGAAUCCCAUAACUAAACACCCUUUCUAAAAAUGCUGCAAAUUUAACAGAAAAGCACCAAACACCAAUGAAUAUGAUCCCUUCACUCACCUUCUUCUUUCUCCUCUUCAACUUCUUUUCAUUAUCAUUUUCUUCUUCACAAAUCUCCAUUUCUGUAACCCCAAAAACCUUAUCAAAAUCCGGCGAUUUUAUCACAAUCCAAUGGGCCGGUAUUCAGUCACCUUCUAAGCUUGAUUGGUUAGGAAUUUACUCACCAGCCAACUCACCCCACGACGAAUUUAUUGGCUACCUUUUCCUUUCUUCCUCACCCGAAUGGGAAUCCGGGUCGGGAUCCAUUUCCAUCCCUUUAGUCAACCUUCGAUCCGGGUAUCAGUUCCGGAUCUUCAGAUGGACCGAAUCCGAGGUUGUCCCCGAGCUAGUGGAUCAUGACCACAACCCAUUGCCUCAGACCAAGCAUCUUCUUGCGGAGUCUGAGGAGAUUGGGUUUGAGUCGGGUCGGGGCCCUGAGCAGGUGCAUUUGGCUCUCACGGGUCGUGAGGAUGAGAUGCGGGUCAUGUUUGUGACACCUGAUGGGAAAGAGAGUUACGUGAGAUAUGGGCUGACCCGGAAUGGGUUGGAUCGGGUUGUGGGAACCCGGGUCGUGAGGUAUGAGAGGGAAGAUAUGUGUGAUGCUCCAGCUAAUAGUAGCAUUGGUUGGAGGGAUCCUGGGUAUAUACAUGGCGGAGUUAUGGUUAAUUUGGGAAAGGGAAAGAAGUAUUAUUAUCAGGUCGGCAGUGAUUCGGGGGGUUGGAGCACCAUUUACAGUUUUGUGUCACAAAAUGGAGACUCUGGUGAAACAUUUGCUUUCUUGUUUGGAGACAUGGGGACUGCUACACCAUACUUGACAUUUCUUCGUACACAGGAUGAAAGUUCAUCAACCAUUAAGUGGAUUAGCCGUGAUAUUGAAGCUCUUGGUGAUAAGCCUGCUCUUAUCUCACAUAUUGGAGAUAUCAGCUAUGCAAGAGGAUACUCUUGGUUGUGGGAUAACUUUUUUUCUCAGGUAGAACCUCUUGCAUCCAGAGUUCCGUACCAUGUAUGCAUCGGCAACCAUGAAUAUGACUGGCCACUUCAACCUUGGAAGCCCGACUGGUCAAGCCGUCUAUAUGGGACAGAUGGGGGAGGUGAAUGUGGUGUACCAUACAGUCUUAAGUUCCAUAUGCCUGGAAACUCUUCAGAGCCGACUGGAAUGCGUGCUCCCGCAACUCGGAAUCUUUAUUUUUCCUUUGAUUCUGGGCCAGUUCACUUUGUCUAUAUGUCAACUGAAACCAAUUUCCUUCCAGGUAGUAAGCAAUAUGAUUUUUUAAAGCAUGACUUGGAAUCAGUUGAUCGAGUAAAGACUCCUUUUGUCAUCUUUCAAGGGCACCGACCAAUGUACACUACAAGCAAUGAAAAAAAAGAUGCCCCUAUAAGGGAGAGAAUGCUCGUGCAUUUGGAACCUCUUCUUGUGAAGAACCAUGUGAAUGUUGUAUUGUGGGGGCAUGUACAUAGGUACGAGAGGUUUUGCCCUUUGAAUAACUUCACCUGUGGAAGCUUGGGCUUGGAUGGGGAGGAACGGAAGGCUUUUCCGAUGCACGUCGUGAUUGGGAUGGCUGGACAGGACUGGCAGCCUAUCUGGGAGCCAAGAGUGGACCACCCUACUGAUCCUAUUUACCCACAGCCCGUGCAAUCUCUGUACCGUGGGGGUGAAUUUGGAUACAUGAGGCUACAUGCCACAAAGGAAACACUUACACUUUCUUAUGUAGGAAACCAUGACGGGGAGGUGCAUGAUACGGUGGAGAUCCUAGCUUCAGGUCACGUUCUGAAUGGUGGUAGCCAUGAUGGUCAUGCGACAAUGAAAGAGAUGGAGUCUAACUUUUCAUGGUUUGUAAAGGUUGGAAGUGUACUGGUGCUUGGAGCUUUUAUGGGUUACAUAGUUGGGUUCAUAUCUCAUGCUCGGAAAAAUGCUGCUGGUGAAGGCUGGAGACCAGUAAAAACUGAGGAAAUAUGAUUACAUUGUGAAAUUUGGCAAUACUCAAGUCUUUACAGCCAUCUGCAUUGUGAUAAGACGUCUGCCUAUUGCCACAUUAAUGAACUAUAGUCAAGAUGAUGCUUCAGCUGGUCACUGUUAGUUAGAGAGAGAGAGAAUGCAUGGUCUAAUAAAUUCUGCAUUCUGCACACCUACUGUAAAUAGAUAUGAAAAAUAUUCUUCUUCUUAGUCUGAUGGCUACUGUAUGUGUUAGUAACUUGUUGCAACUUGUCUACCAUCCUCACCUUUAUGAUGAGGAUUAAUUAGAAAUUUAAAGCCUUGUGUUUCACGAUUUUAGAUGUAAUUAAAGGAUCUUGUAGAUGA